GAGAAACGUCACGCACCGAAGUUAUUGGACUCUCUAUUUAUGCUCGCUCAGGCAGUGCGAGCCUGCAUAGCGCGCCCCCAUCGAUUCAUCACACCAGCCACACGACUAUCCCGCACAUCCCUGCACAACUUUACCAGAACCAUGGCGAGCGUCAGCGCAGCAGAGUCCCUGCAGGAGGAGGUCGCGCAGCAGAAGGCCCUGCUCAGAGACCUGCAGAACCAAAAGGCGGACGCGGCGCUCAUCGAGGAGGCCAAGAAGAAGCUGGCAGACCUCCAGAAGUCGUUUGGGCUGCUUCAAAGCGCGAUGAAGGCGGGAGGCAGCACCAAGAAGGGACGUCUCCUUCUGAAGACACCCAAGGGCACGCGGGACUAUGGUCCGAGCGAAAUGCACUGCCGCGAGUUCAUCGAGCGCACCGUCAAGGACUGCUUCACGACCUAUGGCGGCGGCUGCCUCGACACGCCGGUGUUCGAGCGGAAAGACAUCCUCGCGGGCAAGUACGGGGAGGAUGCGAAGCUCAUCUUCGACUUGAUGGACCAGGGAGGAGAGCAGCUCGCGCUCAGAUACGACCACACUGUCCCGCUGGCGCGGUAUUUGGCGAUGAACGGCGCACAGGCUACGCAGGCGAAGCUGUGGCAGGUCGGGAAGGUGUACCGGAGAGACAACCCGGUAAUUUCCAAGGGGCGGAUGCGGGAGUUCUCGCAAGCUGACUUCGACAUCGCUGGUAUUUGGGAUGUGAUGAUCCCCGACGCCGAACUCAUCAGCCUCCUAUGCACUAUCCUCUCAAAACUUGACGUUGGCGAGUUUACCGUCAAAAUCAACCACCGAAAAAUCUUGGACGGCAUCUUCGAGGUGUGCGGUGUGCCCGCAGACAAAAUUCGGACGAUCUCGUCUGCUGUAGACAAGCUCGACAAGUCACCAUGGUCAGAAGUGAAGCACGAAAUGACCGAGACGAAGGGUCUCGACCCCGCCGUCGCCGACAGAAUUGGUGAAUAUGUCAAGCACAAGGGCGGGCCCGAGCUCCUCGAGACGCUCAAGGCCGACGCCGCGCUCAUGGCAAACCCAAGUGCCAAGGCCGGCAUCGAGGAGAUGGCCAUCCUCUUCGGGUACCUCAAGUCGUACAAGGUGGUCGACCGGCUCUCGUUCGACAUGUCGCUCGCCCGCGGGCUCGACUACUACACCGGCAUCAUCUACGAGGCCAUCGUCGAGGCAUCCGCGCCGCCCGGGUUCAACUCCGCCAACGCCUUCGCGUCCGCGCCGCCCAAAUCGCCCGCACCCGCGCCCGCUGCCGCGCAGCCGAAGAAGAAGGCGAAGAAGGCGCAGACGGGGCAGGACGAGGAGGACGAGGAGAUCGACGAGUCGACGGUGGGCGUGGGCUCGAUCGCCGCGGGCGGGCGGUACGACAACCUCGUGGGCAUGUUCACCGCCGCGGCCGCAGGCGAGAGCAAGAAGGCGGCGCAAUUGCCGUGCGUCGGCGUCAGCAUCGGCCUCGACCGCGUGUUCGCGAUCGUGUGGCCGCGCUGGGUGAGCAAGGGCAUGCGCAGCAAGGAGACGAUGGCGUAUGUCAUGUCGGCGGGCGAUGGCCUGUUGAACGAGCGCGUGGAGCUUGCGCAGGAGUUGCGCGCCAAUGGGAUCAAGACGGACUUCCUAUUCAAGGCGAAGCCCAAGCUGCCCGCGCAGUUCGCGGCUGGUGAGCGCGACGAGGUGCCCUUCGCGAUCAUCCUCGGGGAGACGGAGCUCAAAGAGGGCCUCGUCACCGUCAAGGAGCAGUACUGGGAGCUGGUCGACGGGAAGAAGCAGAAGAUCGAGAGUGCGGACAAGGGCGUGAAGGUGAAGCGCGCCGACCUCGUGCAGUGGCUCAAGGACAGGCCGAUCAUGAAGGACUGGGACAGCGGGAGGUUCUUGUAGAACUAGGUGCUGUUUCGGGAUGAUGCAGGGAUGUUGUUGGUUGGUUGUAGUAUUUAUUCGUCCU
Molecule: messenger RNA, 1969 nt
Organism: Rhodofomes roseus
Lineage: Eukaryota; Fungi; Basidiomycota; Agaricomycetes; Polyporales; Fomitopsidaceae
Product: histidyl-tRNA synthetase
Exons: 5
Coding region: 40-1905 (621 amino acids)
Biological process (GO): mitochondrial translation; tRNA aminoacylation for protein translation
Cellular component (GO): mitochondrion
Molecular function (GO): aminoacyl-tRNA ligase activity; ATP binding
Source: RefSeq, a predicted model, not a curated record